UGGAUUGUGGGAGGAAAGAAACUAAAAAGCUGCGGAAAAAGUGGGAGCGUUGUAGGAAAAAAAAAACAUGGGGAAAAGUGGAAAUCACUGGAGCUGCUGAACCUCUGAGCGAGCGCGCUUCUUCUUCUCCAGAACAUCUGAGGAACUUCAGCCACGUUCUGGACCUCCAAAACUUCAGGAUGAGGGUGUGUGUGUGAAACGCUGAGGAUCCAAUCGAGUGUGUGUGAAGAAAUAAUCCAGCAUGGAGCAGGACGACUUUCCUCCUCCUCCUCCUCCUCCUCCUCCUGAUGACGAGGAAGAAGAAGGUGAGCGUUUCGAGUUUGAUGACGAAGCCCCCGAGGCCGAGCAUCCUACUUCCUUCCCUCCUGCUCCCCAUUAUGCCUCUUCAUGCUGCCCAGUUCUGGAGAACGCCGAGGCCGACCUCCCACCUCCUCCACCGCAGAUCUGCUCUUCUGCUCCACACGUUGCCUUUCCUCCACCUCCUGAAGAGGAUCAGAGCCAGGACUGGGCGGAUAAGGAGCUUCCUCCACCUCCAGACAGCGCGGAUUUACAAGGUAGUAGGAAUGGAAAUCCCGGAUCACAACCCAAAGUCAACCCGUACUCAGUGAUCGACAUUUCCCCGGAAAGCCCGCCUCUGUUUUCUUCCCCAGCCAAUGGGAAUGAAGAUGAUGGCCAGGAAGUACCCAGUAGCCCCGUUGUGCCCUCUGGAUACUCGGUGCCCGUGCCCUGCGGCUACGCCACGCCCUCCAACGUCCCCAUCAUUACCCCCACCUACACCACACCCGUCAUCAUCAGGCACUUCUCAGUGGACGAAGAAGUGACCAUCAUGGGGGCAGGGCAUACUCUUAGUGAUGGGGUCUUCACAGAAGAAUAUCCAGCCAUAAGGGAGGAAGACGCUCUGGCUAAGUGGGCUGCGGACCCUGCUAACACGGCCUGGAUGGAGAAUCCAGAUGAAGUUAUUUAUGACGACGUUCCAAGAGAGAAUUCAGGAUCCACUACAGACGUGGAUGAGAUGAUCUAUGAUGACGUGGAACUGGGUGAGGAGGGAGGCAGCAGCUCCGUGGAAAACGGAUGGAGCUCCAGCGAGUUCGAGAGCUACGACGAGGAGAGCGAUGGAGAGAGUGGGCAUGGAGAGAACGGCCUCCUCCCUAACGCCUUCAUCCGCCGACACACACCCGGCACCAAAACACAUCUCUCUCAAGAUCUGACACGCUUGAAAGAGCACUAUGAGCGAAAGGUGAAAGAUCUCAUGGCGAAUGCGGUUGGCACGGUCGAGCUGCAGCAGCUCAGACACAAACAUGAGCAGAAGAUGCAGAAGCUGGUGAAGGCAGCGAAGCAUGGCACCAAAGACGGCCUGGAGAAAACCAAAGCAGCAGUGAAGAAGGGAAAGUCCUUCAUUCGGACCAAAUCAUUUGGCCACGAAAGGAAGGCAUCAUGUUUUGAUGAGGAGCCAUCUGAGCUUUUCAUCGAGGUGGAGUGUUUAAACGUGGAGCCUGUGUUAGGGCCUGCACCUGAGGGGCUUUCUGAACAGCAGGUGGUGAGGAGAAGGAUUCUGCAGUCGAUAUUGGAAAGUGAGAAGAAUUAUUUAGACUCACUGAAGAGAAUAUUAGAGUUCUACGAGAAGCCGCUGCAGGAGCUCGAUCCUCGGCUGCUGAGCGACAGGAAGUGUAAGGUGGUGUUUUACCGUGUCAGGGAGAUCCUGCAGUGCCACGCCAUGUUCCAGAUCGCCCUGGCCAGCCGGGUGGCAGACUGGGAUCAGCUCCAGACCAUCGGGGACGUCUUCGUCGCCUCCUUCUCCAAAUCCAUGGUCCGGGAUGCGUACAGCGAGUAUGUGAAUAACUUCAGUACGGCGAUGGCGGUGCUCAGGAAGGCCUGUGUGUCCAAACCCUGCUUCCUCGACUUCCUCAAGCAACGUCAGGAGUGCAGUCGGGAUCACGUCACACUCUACGGCCUCAUGAUGAAACCCAUCCAGAGGUUCCCACAGUUCAUUCUGCUCCUGCAGGACAUGCUGAAGAACACCCCUGUGGGUCACGCUGACCGCUUGCCCCUACAGAUGGCCCUGACUGAGUUGGAGACUCUCUCUGAGAAGCUGAACGAGAGGAAGAGAGAAGCAGAUCAGCGAUGUGAGAUCCGACACAUCGCCAAGGCCAUGAACGAGCGUUACCUCAACAAGCUCCUGAGUGCAGGCAGCAGGUAUCUGAUCCGCUCCGACGACGUGGUGGAGACGGUGUACAACGAGCGAGGAGAAAUAAUCAAAACCAAAGAGAGACGUCUUUUCCUGCUCAAUGAUGUGCUAAUGUGUGCCACACCCAACCUGCGAUCUUCUCAGGACAGUGGAGGUGCCGCCGUUCCUUCAGGCCAGCGUUUCCUGCUGAAGUGGAGCGUUCCUCUUAGCCUGGUGGACCCGGUCGAGUUUGGUUCCUCGGAGGAGAUCAGAGACUCCGCCCCUUUCCCCGCCCCUCACUCUGGCGAGAAGGUGGUCAUCAAUGCCAAGCCAAAUAAGUUGUACGUGGGUCCGGGACAGCUUUAUCAGGACCUGCAGAAUCUCAUCCAUGACCUCGGGCUCGUCAAUCAAAUCUCCACCAUGAUCAGCAGCCUCAAGGGCAACUACCAGAAUGUGAAUGGGACAGUAGCUCAGGACUGGAUCUCGGGUCUUCAGCACCUUAUCCUAAAGAAAGAGGAGGAGAUUAGAGCUGCUGAUCGCUGCCGCAUCCAACUGCAGUUACCUGGAAAACAAGACAAAUCGGGCAGGCCCACGUUCUUCGCCGCAGUCUUCAACACCAUGAGUCCGUCCAUCAAGCAGGCCUGGAUCAGCAGCCUCCAGAUGGCCAAGCUGGCUCUCGAGGAGAACAAUAUCCAGGGCUGGUUUAUUGCAGAUGAUGAUGGGAAUCAGAUUAAGAAGCAGAAACACCCACUGCUGCUGAAGCACAUGCCUGUGGUCAUGUCCAGACUGCAGGAGUUUAAGGUGGAGUGUGCAGUCCAUAACCCAGAACCCUUAGUUAAUAGCGAGAGCACAGCAGACGUCCCGGCGGUGGGACAUGGCUGUGUUUGGGUGGCCAGCUGCACCAAUCAGAUGGCUCAGAUCGCAGUCGUGGCCAUGCAGAACACCAGCCCGAAGGUGACCGAGUGUUUCAACGUGGAGUCACGGAUCCUCUGCAUGACCUACGUACCUUCGGACGAACCCCUGGAGGACAGAGAGGGUCAGAGCUCAAACACACACACUGUGUGUGUGGGGAUGGAGGAGGGCAGCAUCUCCGUCUACAAGAGCAGCCAGCGAUCCAAGAAGAUCCGACUGCAACACUUCUUCAUGCCGGAUAAAGCCGCUGUGACCUGUUUAGCUUAUAAGAGUUCGUUUCUGUACGCUGGCCUGGUCAGCGGCUCCCUCGCCAUCUACUCACGAGCCCAGGACGGUUCCUGGGAUUCCUCCAGCGUGAGCUUGCUGAAGCUCGGGGUGCUCCCGGUGAAGGCCCUGCUGGCCGUCGGGGAGCGUGUCUGGGCCUCGUCUGGAGGACACGCCUUCAUCAUCGAUGCUCGCUCACACACUGUAGAGCACCAGCUGGAGGUGCAUCAGGAGGAGGGAAUGGUCGUGUCCCAAAUGGUGGUAGCAGGAGUGGGCAUCUGGAUCGCCUUCAGCUCGGGUUCCACACUCCGCCUGUUUCACACUGAGACGCUGGAGCACCUGCAGGACAUCAACAUUGCUACACCUGUCCACAACAUCCUCUCAGGUCAUCAGCGGGUCUCCGUGAGCAGCCUGCUCGUUUGUCACGGCUUACUGCUCGUAGGGACGAAUCUCGGGGUGACGGUUGCCCUGAGCGUCCCUCGGCUGCAGGGCAUCCCCAAAGUCACAGGAAGAGGCAUGGUGUCCUUCCACGCUCAUCACAGCCCUGUGAAGUUCCUCGUCAUGGCGUCUCCUGUACAGAACUCUGUUCCAACCAUCACUCAUUCUCCUAGUCAGCAUGUUCUUCCACCAGAUGAGGAAGAAGUCUCCGGGUCAAGUGCUUCUUUUCCCACAGAGGGAGACCCUGUCGUCCAAUCAGUCCCCAUCAGCCAAGACUCGCUCUCGUCCUCCUGCAGCUCCCUGGAGCACAGCCCGGAGGACGGUGCCAUCUACGACCUCAUAAGUGACCCGGCACACUCUCAGAACACCAAACGAGCACAACGGGCCAAUGUGAGCUCCGUGCUGGUGCUAUCCGGUGGCUCUGGUCACCGGAAAAUCAACAAAAAGAGCAAAGCAGCACGGCAUGAAGAAAACGUGCCCACGGUUAUGGUGUGGCAGAUCCCCGUACUGGAUGUGUGAUACAGAAUAAUGAUGAAGAUGGUGAUGACGAGGAUGAUCAGGAUGACUUUUUCAUGGUCUGAUGUACUCUGGUGUCCUUCCCUGUGAAGCAUUUCCCUCUUCCGUACAGGAUCUCCAGACUCAGCAAGGUGAAAGAAAGGGAAAAGGACAUCUUAAGGACCAGCUGGAGGAUCAGAAUCACGGCUCCUUGUAACACCACGUUGUCCAGUGUUACUCCAGUUCACAUGAGGUUUCUUUAACGCACCGCGUAUUUGAAAUGGCUGUUCAUGGGAAUUUUAAUCACUGCAAUACCACUGAACUUUCAAUCCAGUUAUCAAUGUGUGAAUCCUGUUUCUUUUCCUCUUUAUCUGCUGUUAAAAUAUACCGAAAACACGUUUUUAUGAAAUUGGGUAAAGAUAUUGUUCUGAUAAAAAAAACUACUGAAAGCCUUUAAACUGCCCCAUUUUUAACAGGUGGUUUCAAAACUUUUCGAAACUAGCUCUAUUUACACAGUAAGUUCUUACCUUAUCACCUUAUUCACGCCGGAUCUCCGCAGCGGUGUCAAAACAGCGACCUUGUAGUCGAAUCUUCAUCUUCGGGAAGAGGGCAAAGUCCGCAGGAGCUAAAUCUGGCGAGCAGGGUGGGUGCGGAUGUGAGAUCGUGUGGAUUGUUCUCCGCUUAUCAUCAUGCACAAGUUGCUGAAUGGUUUCGACAUUUUCAGGGGUUGAGAUCAUUGAAAGGUUUUCCUGAUUUCUCGUCGUCUUCCAGCGACGUUCUUCCGCUCUUGAAGCACGUGAAACACCUCGAACGACUCGUCACAGCGUCGCCGUAUGUCAAGCGUACGUCACCUUAAACGUCUCUGUGGAGUUGCACAGUUAUAUGCAGAAUUUUACGUUUGCUCUUUGUUCUAACUCGCUGUCCAUGAGGAAAUCGCAGACGUGGUCCAAAUAGCACCAAUUACAAGAGUAGUCUCGAAACCUUUUGAUACCACCUCGUAAAAGACUACAAAGAAAUAAAAAAAAAAGAUAAUAUUGAUUGUCCCUCAUAUGACCAUCAAACCAUCAAGCUUGUACGGAAUUUCUGGCUGGCCAGGUUUCCUCCUCUGUCAUAAACAUGGACAGUUUUCUUCACCACUAGUGGGAUGUUUCAUGGGAUGACAUAAAUUUAGCCAAAUGUGGGUAUUUAAUAUGUUGGGGGGAGAACAGAAAGCUUUAUAAGAAGAAAUCAGUGUUUAUUUCUAUUGUUUGUUUGUGUUUUUGUUUUUUAAUGAAAUCCUAAUGCCACUUUUUUUUUUUUAUCAUUCUAACACAUUUGUUUUCAGAUAUUAAGCCUUAAUCAUUCUUGGUUUGUGGGCGUGGCUUGUAAGUUUGAAUGAGAUCAAUGUGAUUAGCAUGCUACGUCCUCGGUUUCAUGCUAGCUUCGUUCUCGGAUUUGAUUAGCAAAGCAGUUUGACCGUACCAGCUCCACGCUCACCAAAGAUUUCUAAUACUUUCUUUUCUUCUACACAUUAUUUAAAUUUGUAACAAUUCUGUAUUGUUUAAUGAGCGGUUGUUCGAUAUUAUGAUGAUAAUAUCACGAUUUUCUGACGAUACCCUACACGAUAUUCGGUUAGAAACUGCCUGUAAUACCGCAAAAAAAAAAUUAUAAACUGCCUCAUCAGUUAUAUAAUGUGACAAAAAUUCUUUAACUUUUUCAUAAUUAAAAAUACCGUUUAAAGAAUAGAUAAUAAAUUAGUAAUUGUUUUUUUUUUUUUUUUAAAGAUUGAUUACCUACGUAAUUUUAAAUGCUUCCAGUUUACAAAGUUAAUAAAAAAUAAAUAAAUAAAUUAAGAAUGUUUUUAUAGAAAUAUUACACAUCCACACUGUGGCCAAAAGUAUUAGGACACCCGGGUUUUUCCACCCGUAUGUGCUUCUUCUCCAAACUGUUACCACAACAGUUAGAGGUAAACAGUUAUUUAUGACAUGUUUGAAUGCAUGAGAAUAAAAAUAACCCCAAACCUGUUCCAGCAUGACGUGCACAAAAUCCAGCUCCGUGAAGAUACGUAGGGUUGGAGUGGAAGAUCUCCUGCUAUUGAGCUCCCAACACUAGUGAACACCUUUAGAAUGAACCCAGGUCUCCUCAUCUCACCUACAUCAGUACCUGAUUUUACUAACACCCUUGUGGCUGAAUGAAUCUCCAGAAAAUCUCCACAAAAUCUAGUGAAACAUCUUCCCAGAAAAGAAGAUGAAGAUUAUUAUAAGAUCAAUAGGAGACUAAAUAUAAAAUAGGAUGUUCAAAAAUGAUCAGUUGUCCAAAAACUUUUUGUCCUAUUUUGUUAGAAAUUCAAUUGUGAGUGUGUAAUUAAACAUUUAAUGUCAUUGCUUAUUGCUUAUUGGAUUUGUACCUAAUUCACUUGCUAGUGUGAACUAAUGAAAAGGUGCUUUUUGUGCUUUGGGCAUUUGAAGGGAAUUAAGGCCUACCACAUGGAUAAAAAAAAGGGUCAAUUGAUUCGAAACUAAAAACAGGGAAGUGUAAUAUAUACUUUAGUGUUCAUUUUCUUCUUGAGUUUAAUGACACUGAUGUCUUCUGAUGUUUUGCUUCUGUGCAAGUUUUUUUUUUUGUGUAUUUUUUUUAACAGAAUUUCACUUACACACUAAUCAGACUGUUUGAUUAUAGGAUUAGCUUUGCUUUACUGACACCAGUAACAUGAAAAUCAUAUUUAGACACCCUGAUUCUAAUAUUGUCAUUAUUUCAUUUUUUUUCUUCCAACUGUCUGGAGCGAGGGCUCAUUUUCGCAUACAGUAGCCGAUCGAGCUGUCGUCUAGAGCACGAGAAGUAAUGAUGAUAACAAACCGCCUUGUAAUUACAGCUUGUGAAACCUGUUUUGUCGUUUAUGGUGCCAAAGUAAAACUUGUACCAUUAUGUGUUGAAAUGAUGUAUCGUGAUGCAUUAACGAGUAAAGGUUUGCUGUUAAGAUGUAAA
Silurus meridionalis is the source of this 7237-nucleotide messenger RNA. RefSeq names its product Rho guanine nucleotide exchange factor (GEF) 10 (gene arhgef10). The record is from RefSeq and is a predicted model, not a curated record. The coding region runs from base 242 to 4297 and encodes 1351 amino acids. Lineage: Eukaryota; Metazoa; Chordata; Actinopteri; Siluriformes; Siluridae. Gene Ontology annotation, cellular component: centrosome. The transcript is spliced from 30 exons. Gene Ontology annotation, biological process: mitotic spindle assembly; positive regulation of stress fiber assembly; actin cytoskeleton organization. Gene Ontology annotation, molecular function: guanyl-nucleotide exchange factor activity; protein binding.